Molecule: messenger RNA, 1101 nt
Organism: Fonsecaea nubica
Lineage: Eukaryota; Fungi; Ascomycota; Eurotiomycetes; Chaetothyriales; Herpotrichiellaceae
Exons: 2
Coding region: 1-1101 (366 amino acids)
Molecular function (GO): nucleotide binding
Source: RefSeq, a predicted model, not a curated record
AUGGCUCCCACCAAAUUAGGCUUCAUUGGCUUGUCCGCUGAUGGACAAUGGGCAGCCAGUUCACAUCUGCCACAUAUCCAGAAGAGACCAGACCUGUUCCAGAUCACGGCGCUGCAGAACAGCAGCAAGGCGUCGGCGGAGAAAGCUGUGCAAAAGUACAAGCUGGGUGGAGAUGUCGCAUGCUAUGACGACCCGGAGCCUCUGGCCCGCGAUCCCAAUGUCGACAUGGUGGUCGUGUCAGUCAAAGUGCCCGAGCAUUAUCGACUCAUCAGGCCGGCGUUGGAUGCGAAGAAGGAUCUCUUCGUCGAGUGGCCGCUCGCGGCGAAUGUGAAAGAGGCAGAAGAGCUCACGGCCCUGGCGGCGUCCCAGGGGGUCAGGAAUGUUGUCGGUUUGCAGGCUCGUCAGAACCCGAGCAUCCGCAAGGCCAAGGAGAUGGUGGCCAACGGCGAGCUGGGCGAGAUUCUCGGCACCACCAUGCUGGGUUCAGGCAUGGUCCUGGGCGCAACCGAGGCCCCCGUGUACGAGUACAUGGCCAAGAUCGAGCACGGAGCCAAUCUGAUGACCAUCCCUGCCGGACACGCCAUGGACGCCCUUUGCUACGUCUUGGGAGAGAUGACAGAAUUGCAGGCCAAGUUGGCGACGCGGCGCCCGACCAUGGACAUUGUCGAUGCCUCGGGACAGGUCCUCCGAACCGUCAACAAGACCGCGCACGACUGGAUGUCGGUGACGGGGACACUCGAGCGCGGAGGAGGUGUGGCCACGAUUGUCUAUCAAGGCGGCCUUUCGGACACGGGCAAAGACUUUUACUGGGAAAUCAACGGCACCAAGGGGACUCUGGUGCUCGAGGGCCCGAACGGCCACAUCCAAAUGUUCCAUCCGACGAUCAAGUUCGUUCCAGCGGGUGCCGGGCGCGCACAGCUGAAAGAGAUUCCAGUCGAACCGGCCAGUGACUUUGCGUAUAAUGUGGGGAAGGUCUGGGAUGCGGCCAUGGGCGAGGGAGACGGCGGCGUCGUGACCUUCAAGGAUGCGUUGCUCAGACAUAAGAUGAUUGACGCGAUCUACCGCAGCAACGAGAAGGGGACUCGGGAGUCGUACCUUUGA